UGAUAACUAGAAAUACCAGUUCCAAGCCAAUCGCCUACACGUGAUCAUAAAGCCAAAAGUGGGAGUGGGGUUUGGAGUAAUUUAAAGAUUCUUCAACUUUGUAUGACUUUCGAACUCAUCAGAGUUUCUCGAAAUCGUUGAAGAGCUGCCAACCGAUUAUUUUUCAAAAUGUCCGAAAUCAAAGCAAUUCUCUGCCCGGAGGCUUGUGCUUUUCCUCCAGGGCUUUUUCAUCAUGCAAAGAUCCAUAACGGUGUCGUAUACUGCGCGGGUCAAGUCGGUGCCGACGUCGAAGGCAAAUUAGUUUCUGAAGACGUAGCGGCUCAAACAGAGAAGACUCUGUCAAAUCUCAAGGCUAUCUUGGAAAGUGCAGGGAGUGGGUUGGAGAGAGUGUUGAAAGUGAACAUUUACAUGCCCGAACAAGCGGACUAUGCGGCCAUGAAUGAAAUUUAUAAGAAGCUUAUGCCAGAUCCAAAGCCGCCUAGAGCUUGCGUCUUUGUAAAGGGACUUCCAGGUGGGGCGAAGGUGGAAAUUGAGUUUAUCGCUGCUCAGUCAUAGGAAUUAGAUGUCUUGGAGAAGAAGCUUUGCGUGCGAAGAUGUAGUAGACUGUGUUCAUACAUAUGCAAAAAAACCCUGUAUUUUCAAGCCACCACCUCUUCACCAAGGUCCUUACUUGCAUAUGAGAGUAAAGCACUAGCCACGGCCGAAACUCCAAAUUGAAGUUAUCUUGAAAUCCGCAUAGUGUUAGAAAUAUAGUUAUCAAAG
This is a messenger RNA of Mollisia scopiformis, 762 nucleotides long. RefSeq names its product YjgF-like protein. The transcript has 4 exons. NCBI's taxonomy places the organism in Eukaryota, Fungi, Ascomycota, Leotiomycetes, Helotiales, Mollisiaceae. Gene Ontology annotation, molecular function: deaminase activity. Gene Ontology annotation, cellular component: cytosol; mitochondrion. The coding region runs from base 169 to 555 and encodes 128 amino acids. The record is from RefSeq and is a predicted model, not a curated record.